Messenger RNA from Metopolophium dirhodum (rose-grain aphid), 1280 nucleotides. RefSeq lists its product as uncharacterized. Bases 298 to 1038 code for a protein of 246 amino acids. The record is from RefSeq and is a predicted model, not a curated record. The transcript has 5 exons. Lineage: Eukaryota; Metazoa; Arthropoda; Insecta; Hemiptera; Aphididae.
AUGAACAUUUUAUUUAUUUUGAAAACAUUGAUAUCGUACAACUAUAAAUUAAAUUAGUGUCUAGUGGCCAGUCGGUAGUUAUAGGUCGUUGGAUUAUCAUCAUAUAGAUAGGAAAUAAAAACAAAAUAAAAUAACAAUAUUAUUUCAUUAUAUUUUUAUAACGAUUGUUCAUUUAUAGUGAACAAUUACAUUAAAAAAAUAAUCAAUCCACAACACAGUGUGGUUCUAUAAACUAUGUAUUAAUACUUAUACUUCAUUUUUCAAUAUUUAAUAAUAUAUUAUUACACAGUGAUUAUCAUGCCAAAAUCGUGUUUUGGGUGUUGUUCUAUUCGUCAUGGCGUUAGUUGUAUUUACAUUUUUAACAUAUUUAUGACCACAUCCAUAAUAAUGAACGAUUUCUUAUACCGCUUAUCAAACUAUUAUCAAUAUUAUCAGCAUGCCAGCUCUGAAAAUUCUACAUCACUAACAUUCAGUACUGAUAAUUAUUUUGAUGAACAUAUUAAUUUAACACUGCAUAACAGUUCUACGGUCGAAGACUCUUUUCCUAAAAUAAAAUGGACGCCUCUCCUGAGUGACAUUUUUAUGGACUACAUAUUUAUCAUAAAAUUGGCGUGGGGUGUGAUGGAAUUCUAUUUAAACAUUAGCCUGAAACAAUCAACAUACACUGUUUCUCCAGAAAAGAUUUAUGCUUGGUUGGUGAUUUAUUAUUCUAACUUAUGCUCAGGAAUAAUUUUUCUAAUCGUUAUCAACUUCAACCUGUUGUAUAUUGGAGAAUUCGAAAGUUUUAUGUGUCUUCUCCAAAUAAUAAUUAUUGUGGUCGAAAUCUACAUCGUGCAAUCGUAUUACAAACAACAGAAGUUGGCUGCCGUCAGUGAUUUCGUUUACUUAAAAUGGAAGUAUAUACCAAAGUCGAAGACUCAAUCAGAUGAAAAUAAAUUGACGGUGAAAAUAAUACCAGAAAAUUCACUUGAUCAAACAGAUGACCAAUCCGGUUACAUCCCGAUAUUUGUGAGAGACUUGCGCCGUGAAAAUUCUUAAAAUUUUAUAAUCAAAAUAUAUAGGACGGCAUUUCGUUACAGUCGUCUGACGGUUCGCGAUGUAGUGCAUACUAGGUAUAUAGUCUUGUGCGCAUGCUCUACACGUCAUACAGAGGUAGUAUUAUUUAAGCAUUGGGAUCGCAUAAAGAAAAUUGUAUGUCCCUACAUAAUAAUAUUAUAACUAGAUAUAUACUUUCACUGUACAAUAUUUGCUUUUAAAUUAUAUUAUAAUAAAAUCAGUAA